Messenger RNA from Striga hermonthica, 840 nucleotides. The record is from the annotation of a GenBank genome assembly. Lineage: Eukaryota; Viridiplantae; Streptophyta; Magnoliopsida; Lamiales; Orobanchaceae.
AUGGGUGGUACAUCUGCUGAUAGGAGAGCUCAGAAGAUUGCUCGGUUCAAAAGGCAGAAAGCUGCAGAGUCGAAGUUGCUUGAAAUAAGAGAACGAAAGGAACGCCGUGGCCGGUCAACUAAAGCUUCUGCAUUAUCUGCUCCUGUUGAGGCUGGAGAAGAAGAUGAGGUGGACGAUGACGGAGAAGAAGAAAGGGAGGCAUGGCUAACCACCAUCUCAUUGGCACUUUGUAAGGCAUUUGAUCUGCUUGAAAUGCUGAAGAAAGAGGAAGAGAUGCUUUUGGCUAUCAAGGAACGACAGUCUCAGGAAGGGGAAGAUGAACUUUCACGGUCUAUUCUCGAUGAGCGCGCCAAGAAAGCCGAAGCCUGGCAUCGCGAUGCCGCCUCAAGGGCUCGUUUUACAAAACCUGCUGCCCCUAUCACAUGUGCCACUUUCGCUCAGGAUGUUCUAGAAGGUAGAGCUAACGUUUCACAGGCUCAUGAACACCGGCACCAGCCGAUGAUAUUCGGACCAGCAAGCCUCGUGAGCAAAAAACCGACCAGCGAGAGGGAGAAAAUCGCUGCUCAAGUAUUCCAACCUCACUACAGAUUACCGACUAUGAGUAUAGAGGAAGCCGGCUUAAAGGAAAUGGAGAUAAUGAACAAAUGGCAAGAAAGAAACGUGAAGCUUAUGGAAGAAGCUAACUCGUCUUGGUACAAAGACAACAAGCAACCGAAGCUGAGCGAGGAGGAUGAUGAGAGUGAUGAUGAUGAUGCACAAGAAAAGGCGAGAGCUUGGGACGACUGGAAAGAUGAAAACCCUCGUGGUGCAGGGAACAAAAAGCUCACUCCAUGCGGCUAA